Messenger RNA from Anastrepha obliqua, 1731 nucleotides. RefSeq names its product U3 small nucleolar RNA-associated protein 18 homolog (gene wcd). Lineage: Eukaryota; Metazoa; Arthropoda; Insecta; Diptera; Tephritidae. The record is from RefSeq and is a predicted model, not a curated record. Bases 126 to 1661 code for a protein of 511 amino acids. Gene Ontology annotation, biological process: rRNA processing. Gene Ontology annotation, cellular component: small-subunit processome; Pwp2p-containing subcomplex of 90S preribosome. Gene Ontology annotation, molecular function: protein binding. The transcript is spliced from 2 exons.
GUGUGUGUAAAAAAUUCCAACUGUCAAAAAUACAAAACAAAUGUAUUGCCGUACAAGUUUUGCAAAUAAUAUCGACGCAUUAUUAUAAUUAUAUUUGCUUUUAAAAGUAUAGGAAUACAAAUAAAAUGAGUGACAGUGAAAACGAAAGCAUUAAGGAUCUGCUCGAAUGUGCUGAAGAGUAUGAAAAUUUGAUGCAGGAAAAAUUGAAAGCUAGUGGCAAAAGGGAUGAUAGGGCAUCAGCUGCAGUUGCUGUGAAAAACAAGGAACAUAAAAGCAACAAUGAUAUUCAGGAGAUACCCAUGGAAAAAGUUAUAUUUGGUGAUAAGAAGAAUUUGUUAAAAAAUUUUGCGGCUGCCGUAGGUGAAGCCAAAAACCUAAAACAGAUCAAAGAAGAGGUGAGCGGUGGCGAGAACGACGACCGCAAUGAGACAAAGAAGCGUAAGCCCGCCUGGACGGACGCAGAUGAUACAGAUAUUACUAUAGGCGAUGUAAAACGGCGAACGCGGUUCUCUGGACCACAAGACCAUUUGCGAAAGGACAAAUCUUACACGGAGUAUCUCACAUCACGAUAUGUGCGCACAGUAGCCCAACCUAAUUGGGCGUCACUAGAUCACAAGAAAGAAUUUGGUGAUUCUGGAGAAGAAGCACUUCUACAAACUGUAGGUUUUGUAGCAAAGCCAGAUAGAAGUACUUUGUUGCCAACUCAUUUAAAAUUCAAAGGAUUGAAAGAUUUAAACCGUGCCACUUAUGCAGAAGGAGCUAUAACUAGCAUACAAUUUAUACCUAAAAGCACAGCAACUCUUGUAGCUGGACUGAAGGGCAUAGCCACUAUUUAUAGCAUUGACGGUUACCAGAAUGAAAAAUUGCAUAGCAUCCGCUUUAAAAAAUUCCCCAUCAUGUGUGCUCGUUUGAAACCAUGUGGUACAAAGGCUAUUUUUGGUUCCUCAAGACGGAAAUACUUCGUUUACGAUCUGCUGACGGCGCAGGAAACGAGCUAUAACCUGCCAAAUGAUAUCACUAUAAUGCGCAACUUCAGAGUGUCUUCAUGUGGACGCUACAUGGCCGUCGCUGGUCGUUUCGGCAACUUGCAUCUAUUUGAUGCCGCCUCUCAAGAGCUUAUACACUCAUUCAAACAGGAGGAGGAUGUAGCGUCCAUAUGCUUUACUGCAGACUCCAAAAGCAUCAUAUGCAGCUCGCUGUCUUCUAAGAUUAACAUUUUUUCUUUACCAAUGCAGCGUUUGGCGCAUAGUUUUAUUGAUGAUGGAUGCUUGAAUGGCAGUGCAAUGGAUCUAUCAGUAGAUCAACGCCUCCUCGCAACUGGUAGUAUGGAAGGUGUGGUUAACGUUUACGACUUCCAAAAAGUGCAAACAUCAGCUACGCCGCAGCCAACAAAGACGUUCCUGAACUUGCGAACUAGCAUUUCUGAUGUAAAAUUCAACAACACUGCCGAAAUUUUGGCCAUGAGUUCAGCUGAAGUACCUUCUGCCGUAAAGUUGGCACAUUUCCCAAGCGCAACAGUUUUCUCCAAUUUCCCGUCAGAGAAAAUCAAAAUUGGUGAAACCCGCGUUGUCGAAUUUUCUCCCAACAGCGGAUAUUUAGCUUUGGGCAGCACUCGGAAAGAAGUGAAUUUUUUGCGGCUUAAACAUUAUAAAUAUUACUAAUAUAAUUUAAAAAAAAAGGUCAUGGGAAAUGAAAUUAAAGUUUGUAAAAAAGUGUAUUUUAACAAACAUG